AUGUGGCUAAUUCUCCAGUACCAGUUCAUGAAAUUGAAAGAAGGUAUAGUGGAUGAUCACAUGAAAGUUCCAAGAUUGCGGGAUCCACCCAUCUUCUUCUGCUUGUCUAGUGGAUUGCCCUUUUCCCCCUUCACGCUCACCUGUCAGCAGAAAUGUUUGACUCUAGCAGCAAUAUAUGUUGCCCACUACUUCAUCACAGAUGUUACCAUGUAA
Sphenostylis stenocarpa is the source of this 213-nucleotide messenger RNA. The record is from the annotation of a GenBank genome assembly. NCBI's taxonomy places the organism in Eukaryota, Viridiplantae, Streptophyta, Magnoliopsida, Fabales, Fabaceae.